CCGUCCCCAGGGAAGGCUCAGGGGCGGCAGAAGCCCGGAGAUGUGAGGGGCUUCGAGGGUGGGAACGUGGCUGAGGUGGCCUCCGGGGAGAGCGGGGUGUGGUCCGUUACUGGGGGAGCAAGGCCAGGUAGGUAGUCUGGCACGCGCCCGGGUUAGUGCUACCGGCUGGGCUUUGUGAUAAAGGUGCCCCUUGGCCUGGGGAAGAGGCCCCAGAGUGGGCCUGGCACGGUGGGCCCCAGUGGAGUGUCCCCGGCCGUUCUCAACAGGGCUUAGACGGCGGACGGGAGUCAGGUCACGUGUGGACACCUCAUGCGGCCUUGUGUUUGCUCCUGUGGAGAGUCGUCAGCCGCCCUCCGAAGGGCACCUGAGAGUUCUGGUCUGAGGGGUGCAAUAGGGUCAGAUUCAGUGACCAAGCGGCUUCUAAGCAGAUGUCCUCAGAAUUGGACCCCAGAUUUUUCUUUUAACUCAUUGCUCUUUCUACAAGCAUAAGUUAAACUUCUCUAGCGAGUGGAGUUUGCACUUCGUAUUUCCCUGGAGGCUGGCCCUCGAUCUUCUGCCUGCCGCCUUUGCUUCCUUCUUUUGGCCCUUGAGGUUUGGACAGCUUUGGUUUUCAUUCUCAGGAUCUUUCUCUCAGCCCUCCUAAGAGUAUCCUGUUCAGGGACCUUCUGUUUCAGUUGCCAUUUCUCUACUCCAGCUGUCUUUCCCUGCUCAUUUAGAUCUCAUGUGGUCUCUUACUACCCAAGCCACGUAUUGGAGUGUAGUCACGCCCUGGUUGGUCUCGUGGGUAAUCCAUGGUUUCUCUGUUUGCAGUUUGGCUAUCUGGCAGAUUUCCUUCAGUAAGAGGUGGCUCUGGAAGCCUCCAGAAACCAGCGUGGUCUGUGGUUGCAAGGCAUGAUGACUGCAAAAGUGUUUCCUAUGCCCCCAAAGCCAAAACAGUCCUUUAUACUGAGAGUUCCACCAGAUUCUAAGCUGGGCCAGGACCUACUUCGAGAUGCCACUAGUGGGCCCAAGACCAUCCACCAGCUAGUUCUGGAGCACUUCCUCACCUUCUUACCUAAGCCAAGCCUGGCCCAGCCCAGUGAGAAAGUCAAGGAGACUUUGGUUAUUAUGAAGGAUGUGAGCGCAAGCCUUCAGAACAGAGUGCACCCUCAUCCUUUAGUGAAGCUUCUGCCUAGAAAAGGAGUCCAGCAGCAACAGGAGACACCUCAGUGUUUGAAAGCUGACCCUGAGGAGCUCGUGGUCUUUGAGGAUUUGAACGUAUUUCACUCCCAAGAAGAAUGUGUGAGCCUGGAUCCUGCUCAACAACCUACCUCAGAGAAGGAAGACAGUGAUGUCGGGGAGAUGACGUUACUAGCAGUCAAUGACAGUAAUCCUGGGAGUGAUAAACUUAAGAAGGAACCAGUGGAGAAUGAAGAUAGUAAAGAAAAGUCUUUAGAUUGUGAUGAAAUGGAUUGUUCCUUGGUCUCUGAGCAACCUCCAGAUUGCCAGGAAGAAGAAAAACUAAAUACAUCUGUUCCAAAGAAAAGGAAAAUGAGAAAUCUUUUAGUUACCAUUGAAAAUGAUACACCACUAGAGGAACUCUCAAAAUAUGUGGACAUCAGUGUUAUUGCACUUACUCGAAAUCGGAGAACAAGGAGAUGGUACACUUGUCCAUUGUGUGGGAAACAAUUUAAUGAAAGUUCUUACCUUAUUUCCCACCAGAGGACUCAUACCGGAGAAAAACCAUAUGACUGUAGUCACUGUGGGAAAAGCUUCAAUCAUAAAACAAACCUGAAUAAACAUGAGCGAAUCCAUACAGGAGAGAAACCUUAUUCCUGUUCUCAGUGUGGUAAAAACUUUCGUCAAAAUUCUCAUCGGAGUCGCCAUGAAGGAAUCCAUGUAAGGGAGAAGAUAUUUAAGUGUCCAGAAUGUGGGAAAACCUUCCCAAAAAAUGAAGAAUUUGUGCGUCAUCUGCAGAGUCAUGAGGCUGAGAGGCCAUAUGGUUGCAAAAAAUGUGGGAGAAGAUUUGGUCGGUUGUCAAACCGUACCCGGCAUGAGAAAACCCACUCAGCAUGUAAGACUCGAAAGCAGAAAUGAUGUUAGGAAAGGUCUUCUGGUCCUGUCUGAACAUGAAAAGUUUAUUAAGGAAUUCUGAAUUCCCAGGCUGCCUAAAAAGAUACAGAUAUGUGAAAACCUCAUUAUUGCCAAAAUUGGAUAAAUACCAAUCUUGGCUGAAACCUCAACUUGUUAGAAAAUUCACAGGGAAGGAAACAUCUUCAAGGGCUAUACCUCAGUUAGCAUCCAGGCUUUUUGAACUAAGGAACUUUCUUUUGUAAAGCACGAGAAUGUACAGAUCGCAGAUCCCUAUCCAAAAAAAGACUUUUAAUAUGAGUGUAGAGACUGUUUACUUGCAAGGUGAACAGAGUGACUCAUGUCUAUUGAAAGUAUAUCCAUCCCCCCCACCCAUGGGAAUUCAUACUUGAAAAGUAAUCAAAGGCCCUUAUCUGGAACUGUGUUCUCCUGAAAGAACCAAACUACUGAUUUGUUAAACCAACAGCUUCUAAUAGCAAUUCAUAUCACCCUCUCAGAACACCUGUUAACUCUUGAGUGUUGAAAGGAAUUGUUUACUUUAGAAUACAGGAAAACUACAGCAA
Lemur catta (Ring-tailed lemur) is the source of this 2633-nucleotide messenger RNA. RefSeq names its product zinc finger protein 200 (gene ZNF200). NCBI's taxonomy places the organism in Eukaryota, Metazoa, Chordata, Mammalia, Primates, Lemuridae. The transcript is spliced from 4 exons. The coding region runs from base 892 to 2076 and encodes 394 amino acids. The record is from RefSeq and is a predicted model, not a curated record.